AUCUGGACACAGAGCAGGCCAAGGAUGAUAGGUCAGUCUGCCUCCAGUUGAACCUCAGGACAGUUCCUCUUCAGGUCUCUCGUCCAGGAUGGCCUUCAAGGUACCCGUCGUUGAGAAGAGUUGCUGUGGCUGCAGCCUCGAGACUGGUACAAAGAUUAUAGGAUUCUUCCAUGUAUUUCUCAUAGGAGGCCUCUUUUUAACAGUAUUCAUAUUCCACAUCGUUGACGAAUACAAAAGGUAUCACAGAGGGGGUGUCAUCUACAAUGACACCUUUAACGCAGCUUUUUUCAGAGACGAGUUUCUGCAGAUGACAAUUUUCGGGAAUCUGGCCUUCUCUGCAUGCCUCCUCUACGGCACGUUUAAGAGAGAUAGUGUCUUCUUUGAACCAUGGUUGGUUUUGAAGACUACAGUUAUCGUCCAAGGGAUCUUCAAUGUAGGAAUAUACAUUGUUGUCCGUGCUAUUGGACACAAGACAUUGGACAUAUUUCUACAACUGUUCAAUGUUGUUCUGGAGAGCUAUAUGUUCAUAGUGGUCCACAGUCUAUACAAAGAGGUCAAAACUAAUGCUCACACCUAGAAAUAAUCUGGAAUGUAUUAAUGCAUGAACUAGUGCCAAAAAAAAAAAAAAAAAUCAAAACAGCUCAUGUGGAAUCCAUGUAUUAUUGACUAGAUUCAUUAUAAUAGUUAGAUUGAUUCUAAUUUUUUUUUUAUUUAUUGAGUAUUA
Messenger RNA from Nezara viridula (southern green stink bug), 724 nucleotides. NCBI's taxonomy places the organism in Eukaryota, Metazoa, Arthropoda, Insecta, Hemiptera, Pentatomidae. The record is from the annotation of a GenBank genome assembly.